This is a messenger RNA of Durusdinium trenchii, 630 nucleotides long. The record is from the annotation of a GenBank genome assembly. Lineage: Eukaryota; Dinophyceae; Suessiales; Symbiodiniaceae.
UCGGAUUCUGUUCAACAUCCAACACAGACUAGUUGAUUGCCGGUGCACGACCUUGCUUUGGCGAGAAGCUUGACAGGGAAAGGCCGGCUGGCCAACGAAGAUGGAGUCCUUCUUUCGUCCCCAAUUGUGGAAGACGGAGAACAUGCCUGUGCCAGUACCGCCUCAAUUUCAAGAUCUGAUGCAGGUGGCGGCAGAGUUGGAGGUGCGCCGCCAACGAGGAACCCUGAGUGGGAACACCAGUUCCAGGCAUACAUCAUCAUCAUCAUCAUCAAAGGUCUUCAAGGCAUCAGGAAGCUGCACUUGCCAACGUCGCCACAGAGGAAAACUGUCGUGCGCUGCAAACCAAAGGCGCCUUCGCACCCAGCACUGGCGCCGCUUGGUGGAGGAACCCAAGAUUCCAGCGGAGAUUCGACACUUUCUGGCGCAGAAUCCGCAGGUGACCUCUUUGGCUGGUCUGCGUGAGGCUCUCGCUGCGGAUGAAAAAGCUGGUUUGCAGCAAGUGAAGUUGUUUCGAAGCAUCAUUGAAAGAUUUACAGGCCCAGAAAAGAUGCGUUCAGAUGAGUUCAGAUGUGAUCUCUCUCUCCUAGCCUCCAGAGAGAUAGCUGCGCUACGUCCAGCCUGAGUCUGAAU